AGUCUUCCACAUCCAUAGAGGGAGCUUCUAUCUGCAGGACCGUUUUGUGUUUCCCUAUCCUGUUUCCUCAGCGCAGUGAUUUCCUUGUCUAGGAUGCCAGAAGCAGCUCUCGCAUUCCACCCUAUGUGACCGGACCUGUAUUCUAGCUGGAACCGAACCAGUACCCCGCAUUGCAAGGGGUUCCGUGACGUCACAAAGGACUUUUUGUGUAAGGACGCUUUUCAGAUGUAUUAAUGGAUUCCAGGCUCGGUUACCAGCGGGGACUAGGCGGAGGUGGAAGCAGUAAUAAUUUAGCUUACGGGGGCUCGGCCUCUAACUCCCCGGCUUUGACAGGAGCUCAAGGCCGCCGGCGGAAGCAGCCUCCUAGACCAGCGGACUUUAAGUUGCAGGUUAUUAUAAUCGGUUCUAGAGGAGUGGGCAAGACGAGUCUGAUGGAAAGGUUCACGGAUGAUACCUUUUGCGAAGCCUGCAAGUCCACCGUGGGUGUGGAUUUUAAAAUCAAAACUGUAGAACUAAGAGGGAAGAAAAUUAGGUUGCAGAUUUGGGACACAGCUGGACAGGAGCGUUUCAACAGCAUUACCUCAGCCUAUUAUAGAAGUGCCAAGGGCAUCAUAUUAGUCUAUGAUCUCACCAAGAAGGAGACUUUUGAGGACUUACCAAAAUGGAUGAAAAUGAUUGAUAAGUAUGCAUCUGAAGAGGCAGAGCUCCUUCUUGUUGGAAAUAAGUUGGACUGUGAAAUUGACAGGGAAAUUACAAGGCAACAGGGAGAAAAGUUUGCUCAACAGAUUACUGGGAUGCGAUUCUGUGAAGCAAGUGCCAAGGACAAUUUCAAUGUAGACGAAAUCUUUUUGAAACUGGUUGAUGACAUAUUGAAAAAGAUGCCUCUGGAUAUGAUGAGGAGGUGAGUUAUCCAACAGCAUUCUCCUCCCUUCAACCUGAGCCUGAUGUCCACCAGAAUUGCCUCCGCAUAGACUGUGCGUUGUUGUUGAUCUUCAAUUCUGUGCUUCGGACCAGACAUAGCAGAAAGGACGGUUCCAGUCCUUGUGUC
Molecule: messenger RNA, 1048 nt
Organism: Bombina bombina (fire-bellied toad)
Lineage: Eukaryota; Metazoa; Chordata; Amphibia; Anura; Bombinatoridae
Gene: RAB12
Product: RAB12, member RAS oncogene family
Exons: 6
Coding region: 234-905 (223 amino acids)
Biological process (GO): protein secretion; regulation of exocytosis; Golgi vesicle fusion to target membrane
Cellular component (GO): plasma membrane; trans-Golgi network transport vesicle; synaptic vesicle
Molecular function (GO): GTPase activity; GTP binding
Source: RefSeq, a predicted model, not a curated record